Eriocheir sinensis (Chinese mitten crab) is the source of this 3791-nucleotide messenger RNA. RefSeq names its product phospholipid phosphatase 5-like. Bases 46 to 912 code for a protein of 288 amino acids. NCBI's taxonomy places the organism in Eukaryota, Metazoa, Arthropoda, Malacostraca, Decapoda, Varunidae. The record is from RefSeq and is a predicted model, not a curated record. The transcript is spliced from 6 exons. Gene Ontology annotation, biological process: phospholipid metabolic process. Gene Ontology annotation, molecular function: phosphatidate phosphatase activity.
UCUUGUAAGUCUUUUUCAUCACACGUUGACAGGGAGUGAGGGAGGAUGUGGCGGUGGGCUGAAACGCAUGCCACAUUUGUCCUUGAAAUAGUGACUCGUGGGGUACUUUCUGUGAUUUUCCUGGAGCUGGAGAACACAUCACCGUUUGUCCGCAAGAUUCACCGGGAUGAGCUAUGGCUGUACAAGAACCCACGCACCCCAUCCUACGUCCCCAACGGCAUAUUGUGGCCGCUGGUGUUUGUGGUGCCAACGGUCAUUAUGCUGAUCUACUUUUUGGUGAAGCGUGACAAGACAGAGCUGGGCCAGGGUCUACUGUCCUUCUCCCUCGCUCUCGGCCUCAACGGCGUCAUCACGGACAUCAUCAAGCUCUUUGUCGGUCGGCCGCGCCCAGACUUCUUCUACCGGUGUUUCCCUGAUGGGCGACCUGACCUGGAUGGGGUGGUGGAUAUCGGGGCCGCCUGCACUGGGGAGCAGGUCACCAUCGAGGAGGGCCGCAAGAGCUUCCCCAGUGGCCACUCCUCAUUCUCCUUCUGUAGCCUUGGGUUCCUGAGUCUCUGGACGUGCGGCAAGCUGGGUGUGUUUGGACCGAGGCGGGGACAUGGGUGGAGACUGGUGGUGGGCCUCAUCCCCCUGGUCGUAGCCCUGAUGGUGGCCCUCUCCCGCACCACCGACUACCACCACCACUGGCAGGAUGUGCUGGUGGGGUCCGUUAUGGGUCUGUUCAUCUCAUACCUGUGUUACCGCCAGUACUACCCGCGCCUCACCUCACCCCACUGCCACCUCUCCUACCUCAUGGUGCCCUCGGUCCUCACGCCCAAGUCCCUCAACGGCACAGGAAGCAAAGGUACCUUGACCCCCUCCCAGUUCAUUGACCCCGAAUCACCGAUGGAGGAACAAGUUAAGUGGAUGUAAGCCUGUCCACUUGCCGACAUGAUUCCCUCCCUCCUCAGUUGUCGACGUAAUAUUAUUCUUUUUUUUUUUCUCUUUUACUUCGCUUACUCUUUACUCUCACCUGCCAAUCUAAAUUUCUCCUUUUUCUCUCUUUCUCUUUUGUUAGUGUGUAAUUCCCUCUAAUUUUCUCCUUUUUCUCUCUCUUUUGGUAGUGUGCAAUUCCCUCUAAUUUUCCCCUUCUUCUCUCUUUCUCUUUUGAUAGUGCGAAUUCCCUCUAAUUUUCUCUUUUUUCUCUCUUUCUCUUUUGAUAGUGUGCAAUUCCCUUCUCACUUGCCAAUCUAAUUCCUCCCUUUUUCUCUCUUUCUCUCUUGAUAGUGUCCAGUUUCCAUCUUACCUGUUAACUUAAUUUUAUUUUUUUCUCCCUAUUUUUUUUUUACUGUCCUAUUCCCUUUUUGCCUGUCUGCCUAUUUUUCUCAAUUUUCCUUUUUUUCUUAAGUAAUACUAUCAGGUUGUCAUCAUCAUCAUUAUCACCAUUAUUAGUAUUAUCAUUGUUUACUUACUCAUCACUUUUAUGAUAGUGUUCACAUUUCUCUCUCUUUUCAUUAGUGUCCUCAAGUUGUCGAUAUAUUAUGUAUUAUUAUUAUUAUCAUUAUAUUUUUUUCAAAUAUAUAUGUGCAUUUAUUUAUUUAUUACUUAUCUGAUAGUAUUUUUUUGCUUUCUCUGUUGCUCAGUAUUGUGAGAAAAGUGUUGCGUUACUUUUACCGCUUAUGAAAAGUGGAGGUGAUUCUCGUCAUUAUUAUACACUCCAUGCUAUUGUGUGCGUGUGCUUGUGACUUCAUUGGUUGUACUUUUUUCCACUCUGCUCUUGCUUACAGAGAGACUAGUCAGUGAGUUUUGGAUACAAUUUAAAUAUUAUACACUGUAGAAAACUUUUUAUAUUAAUAGUUGUCAGAAGAAAAAUAAUACGAUCUUUGGAUAUUUAAAUCUUAUAAGUUAAAGAAAAGUUUUAGCUAAAGGCUUCAAUUGAAUGGAAGGUUAUUGUUGUUUAGGUAUUCUAAAGUCUUGAUAGGAGCUACUGUUAUAAAUGUGGAUUUGUUUAAGUGCUGCAAAACAGUUUUAUAUACAAAAAAGGUUUUAUAUAAAUUUUUCAAGUUUAAUGAAUGGUUAUUGUCAAGGUAUUUUAAAGCUCACAAUAAGACCUGCUGUUAUAUAUGUCAGCUAUUUUUUUUAUAUAUUAUCAAUGAUUAUAGAUUAAUACACAAGAGUAUUAUUUAUGGUGUUCAUAUGAAAGGUACAAUCCUUUCAAGGUAUUCUUUAACUUCACAACAAGAGCUGUGGCUACUAACAUGAUGUCCCAAUACUGUAUAGUAUUACUAAACAUUCAUGGUUUCAUAGACUAGGGAAAAGUUUUGUGUACAUAUAAUCUUUAUAUGAAUGAAAGGUUAUUUAUGUCAAGGUAUUCUUAGGUUUAUGAGCUGCAGAUACAAAUGUAAAGACUGCAAGUGAAAAGUAUCAUAAUUCACUCUACACUUUCAUGCAUCGAACAAAAGUAUUCUGUAAGGCUUUCAUGUGAGAGAAAUGUUAUAACUGUCAAGGUAUUCUAAAGUUCAUAAUAACUGAACUUAUAAAUGUGAAGCCUGGACAUUCAAAUUAAGGGAAGACUUUAAAAUUAUCAUUGAACACAAUAAAGAAGUGCUGUAUAAGACCUUGGCAUGAGGUAGUAGAAGAUUUUCAUGUAAAUUUUUGUUUAAUGCACUAAAGAAAAAGGUCUUCAAAUGAGAGACAGGUUAUAAGGUCAAGGUAUUUCAAGCUUAUAGUAAGAGCUGUGGUUUGAAAUAUGAAGCUUGAAAUUUUUAAAAUACUACAAGACAUUUAUGUAAACUGUUUAAUGCUCUAAAGAAAAGUACUGUUAUAAAUAGUGUAUACCACAUCAUCUCAUGUAAACGUCAAUCAUCCUUCCCCAAAAGCUAUGUGUUUGAAGGAGGAAUAUAUUCAGCCCCUAGAAAAGUAGAAUUCAAGUGUAUUAAUGUAAUGCAAGUAAUCCUUUGUAUGAAUUUAUGCUUGGGUGAAGGAAUACUUUGUGAAAAUUCAUAUCUGUUAGUGUGGCAUAAGCAGUAACCAUUUGUAUUAAUAACUGAUAAUGCGAUAAGUACACAGCCAUCCACUCAUCCACCCUGUGUAUUGAACUUUGGAUUAAUCUCACACACACACACACACACACACACACACUAAAGCAUUGUCAAGAGGUUAGUAGUACACAUUAUAAUGUAGUAGUGAUAUAUAUUUUUUCUAAUCAUAUAUUUACAAAAGGGGAUCUGAGUGUUUUAUAAAUACAGUAACUUCUUCUGUUCUUUGUAUAACAGGACAAAACCCCAUUACAGUAUUUAUUUAUAACAAUUUCAAUGUGAGUGCAACGUUUAAAUUGGGUUGUAAUUCUUGUAAGAAAUAUAAUAAUUGUGAGUGUGUGGCCUGGCAGGAACAGGUAAUUUAGGAAUGAACUGCUGACACCUUACCUGUGUGUUGAGGUGUUUGUCCUUCAUGCCUGGUGGUGUUGUCCCUGCUCCUCCAGGCCUCCACACAGCCACCCUCCUGCCACGUGUGUUCUCGUCUUCCUCCACUCCAGUGUUCGUACAAGGCGCUUCAGUCAUUCCGUGUUCCAUAACCUCCUCCAUUCCAGACAUGUUUCCUUCAUUCCAUACGGGACUGAGGUCCAUAGUUGAUAUUUUUUUUUAUUGCAUAGUUUUCUGAAUAUUUAUGACUUUUACUAUUCCAUGCAAUGCUGGUGAUCUUACGAAAUAGUGAUGCAACACUUGUGUUCGAGAGGACCGAGCUGAAGAAGGUACAGUCCAUCGACCAUUAUUUUCCACUCCAUGUCCGGUGAAUAAAUACAUUACCACGUG